CCCAUUUCAUACGGCUGCAACUAUUUUUUAUCCCCCCCCCAAGUACGACGAAAGAACCCAAACUAAGCUGAUUUUCAAAAUUUAUAAUUAGCUUUUUCUUUUUUUAAAACAUGUCCAUGACAGUCGACAUCAAAGACUUUUCUAGUCCUCAGUUUGAUGCCAAAGAGUGGAUCAAUUCCGUUUUAAAGCCUACUAUUAGUAUAAAUGAAGAGGAUGAUGGUGGAGCCAAAGACACCACGAUUUUAGUAACCAAGCUUCAAAUGCUUAGUGAAUCCGCCUCUCGUCAAUUCGACCAACAAUCCACUGCCGUCAUUAAAUCCAUGCCGCGUAUACUCUAUGAUUUAAAACUCAUUUCAGACAAUGCCACAUCUACUCAUCAAGGUGUGGAAGCCGUAAAAAAAAAUCUUGGUCUAAUUGAAGGUGAGGCAGCCCUGGAUAAGUUGCGAAAGCCUCACAUAGCCAAAACACGAAUGGAGCAGUGUCGAGCGCUCUUGAUGGAGAAGGCCGAGGAAUUGGAACAACAGCAAAAGGAAAGGGAAGCGUUGGAAGCGCUUAUGAGACAAGCAGAAGAAAAAAAGAAGCAAGAGAUGGCAGUACCUGUUGUGGAACAAGAGGUGGAACAAGUAAAGGCGGUGGACGAGCCAAAAGAUCAGCCUGAAAAAGAAAAGGUAGUGGUAGAGGAAAAAAAGGCAUUGGAUGAAGGAUUAGAAUACGGACACGUACAAUUGCCACCGCUUAGAGCACCAACACCACGAAGAGUACCUACACCCGUGAAUGCACCGCCACCACCACAAGAGGAUAAUGGAUAUUUACAACAGACGAGUAAUGUCUUUAAAAAGAUCGGAGUGCCUGUAAGUCAUUGAUGUAUAAAUGUAGUGUGUUUUUGUUGUAUUCACUCUUUUAAAAAUUGGUACAGUUUUGGCAGUAGAAAGUUCAUACCAUCCGGCUGGCAGGAUAUACACAUAAGACUCGAAAGUCAGGGCUCGGAUGAAGGAAGAUCCCUUUUUUUACGCAUGAUGUGAGAGAAUAAAUGCAUGCGUUUUAUUUUAUCUCUGGCAAACUACGUCAAUUAGCUGAAAGAGCUUAUAUAUUUAUAUAUAUAUAUAUUAC
Messenger RNA from Mucor mucedo, 1110 nucleotides. RefSeq lists its product as uncharacterized. The record is from RefSeq and is a predicted model, not a curated record. Bases 111 to 863 code for a protein of 250 amino acids. Lineage: Eukaryota; Fungi; Mucoromycota; Mucoromycetes; Mucorales; Mucoraceae. Gene Ontology annotation, cellular component: COG complex. Gene Ontology annotation, biological process: retrograde vesicle-mediated transport, Golgi to endoplasmic reticulum; Golgi organization; intracellular protein transport. The transcript has a single exon.